Molecule: messenger RNA, 5859 nt
Organism: Eptesicus fuscus (big brown bat)
Lineage: Eukaryota; Metazoa; Chordata; Mammalia; Chiroptera; Vespertilionidae
Gene: HCFC2
Product: host cell factor C2
Exons: 15
Coding region: 11-2389 (792 amino acids)
Biological process (GO): regulation of DNA-templated transcription; chromatin remodeling
Cellular component (GO): histone methyltransferase complex
Molecular function (GO): protein binding; transcription coactivator activity
Source: RefSeq, a predicted model, not a curated record
GGUUGGGAAGAUGGCGGCUCCCAGCCUCCUCAACUGGAGGCGGGUUUCUUCCUUCACGGGGCCGGUCCCCCGCGCCCGGCACGGACACCGGGCCGUGGCCAUCCGGGAGCUGAUGAUCAUCUUCGGUGGAGGCAACGAGGGCAUCGCGGACGAGCUGCACGUCUACAACACGGUUACAAAUCAGUGGUUCCUACCAGCUGUUAGAGGAGACAUCCCUCCAGGCUGUGCUGCCCAUGGAUUUGUCUGUGAUGGUACCAGAAUAUUAGUAUUUGGGGGAAUGGUUGAAUAUGGAAGAUACAGCAAUGAGUUAUAUGAGUUACAAGCAAGUCGUUGGUUAUGGAAAAAAGUGAAACCCCAUGCCCCUUCUUCUGGUUUACCUCCUUGUCCUCGGCUUGGACAUAGCUUUUCUUUGUAUGGUAACAAAUGCUAUUUGUUUGGUGGCCUGGCAAAUGAAAGUGAAGAUUCAAAUAAUAAUGUUCCCAGAUAUUUAAAUGAUUUCUAUGAAUUGGAGCUACAGCAUGGUUCUGGUGUUGUGGGUUGGAGCAUUCCAGUGACUAAAGGAAUUGUGCCUUCUCCAAGAGAAUCUCACACAGCUGUUAUAUAUUGCAAAAAAGACUCUGGGAGUCCUAAAAUGUAUGUUUUUGGUGGAAUGUGUGGUGCUCGCCUGGAUGACCUAUGGCAACUUGACUUAGAAACUAUGUCAUGGUCAAAACCAGAAACUAAAGGGACAGUGCCCCUUCCACGAAGCCUUCACACAGCCAGUGUUAUAGGAAACAAGAUGUACAUUUUUGGAGGAUGGGUUCCACAUAAGGGGGAAAAUAUUGAGGCUUCACCUCAUGAUUGUGAAUGGAAAUGUACAAGUUCAUUUUCUUACCUAAAUCUGGAUACCGCAGAGUGGACCACCCUAGUAUCAGAUUCUCAGGAAGACAAAAAAAAUUCAAGACCAAGACCAAGAGCUGGACACUGUGCUGUUGCAAUUGGCACUCGGUUGUAUUUUUGGAGUGGAAGAGAUGGCUACAAAAAAGCACUGAAUAGUCAAGUUUGCUGCAAGGAUCUUUGGUAUCUUGAUACUGAGAAACCACCAGCGCCAUCACAAGUACAACUGAUCAAAGCCACUACCAACUCUUUUCAUGUCAAAUGGGAUGAAGUGCCUACAGUUGAGGGCUAUCUUUUGCAGUUGAAUACUGACUUGCCAUAUCAAGCUGCAUCAUCAGAUUCUUCAGCAGCACCAAAUAUGCAAGGAGUCAGGAUGGACCCUCACAGACAGGACAGUAAUAGCAUCAUUCCUAACAGUAUCAGUGAUACAAUGAACAGUGCAAAAACUGAACAUACAGCUAUGAAAGGAACUUCAGUGAAAAACAAACCAGAUCUCAAAUCAUCGACUGAUUCUAAUGCUGUUUUACAUUCACCUUUGGCAACUAAUGCUUCUAAUCAUAAUAGUUGUAUGGUGGAUAUGCUAAGGAAAAAUGAAGGUCCUCACACUUCAGCAAAUAUAGGUGUUCUAAGUAGUUGCCUGGACUUAAGAACAGUAAUUCCUGAAACUUCUGCAUCCAGUACUGUUUGCAGCGCACAAACUAUGGUAACCCAGCAGACCAUUAAAACUGAAUCAUCCAGUACAAAUGGGGCAGUUGUUAAAGAUGAAACUUCACUAACAACAUUCAGUACCAAAUCUGAAGUUGAUGAAACCUGUGCACUGCCUGCAACUAAGAUCAGCCGUGUGGAGACACAUGCUGCAGCAAUGCCGUUUUCUAAAGAGACUCCUUCAAACCCAGUGGCCACAACGAAAGCAGGAGAACGACAGUGGUGUGAUGUAGGAAUUUUUAAAAACAAUACAGCGUUGGUGAGCCAGUUUUAUUUGCUGCCAAAAGGGAAGCAAAGCAUCUCAAAGAUAGGAAAUGCAGACGUCCCUGACUACAGUUUACUUAAGAAACAAGAUCUUGUUCCAGGCACAGGAUACAGAUUCAGGGUUGCUGCUAUCAAUGGUUGUGGAAUAGGCCCUUUCAGCAAAAUCAGUGAAUUUAAAACUUGUAUUCCUGGUUUUCCUGGAGCUCCUUCUGCAGUCAAAAUUUCAAAGAAUGUUGAGGGUAUCCAUCUUUCCUGGGAACCUCCAACUUCACCUUCUGGAAAUAUUUUGGAAUAUUCAGCCUACUUGGCAAUCCGCACAGCACAAAUACAAGAUAAUCCAAGUCAACUUGUUUUUAUGAGGAUUUAUUGUGGUCUUAAGACAUCAUGUAUAGUGACCACUGGGCAACUUGCAAAUGCACAUAUUGAUUAUACAUCCAGACCUGCCAUUGUGUUCAGGAUAUCAGCAAAGAAUGAAAAGGGAUAUGGACCAGCUACACAAGUUCGAUGGCUUCAAGGUAACAAUAAAAAAGCACCUUUAAAUUGAAUUGUUUUUACUAAAGCUAUUGUGAUUAUGGUUAUUUAUUAGUAACUGGUUAUGAAGAUUUGUCAUUUAAAAAGAGUAUUCUUUGUAUUUCUAUCAGUUAUGAAUUUGAAUUUGUAAGCUGUUCUUAAAAUGUAUUUGCUCAAUUCUAGACCCAAAUAAAAAUAGAAAAGAAGCAAAGACUCUCUGAGAUUUAGUAUAUGGAUUCUUUGUUUUAGUCAUAGCUCUUUUAUAAAGGAAAAUACAAAAUUAAGAUAAAAGCUAGAAGACAUUAUUACCCCAAUAUAUUUUUUAAAGGUCAUGUAACUCAGUCAUCCUAGGGUUAUUGAGGAGAUCCUAGUAACUGGCUGUUGUACAGUGUGCUGUCUUAUACCGUAAACAUUCCCUACAUUGUAAAGGCCCUGUCUAUGAGUACUUCCUCUAACUUUAUAUGAUCAGUGAUCCUCCCACUACUGUCUCCUAUUGGGUAAUAUUUGUUUUACUAAUCUUAGCAGCCAUUUGAUUUCUUUGUUUAUAUAUAGUUAGCACAGAACUUAAUGAAAUUUAAAAAGAGGCAAGUUCAGAAACUGCUUUUGAAUUUUUAUUAUUUUUCCAGAAUUAUGGCAAAAUAUAAUGGGUUUUCUCGAUUCCUAUUAGGGUGAUAUAUUGGAAUAUAUUUUUGGCCAAAGCACUUAAUUUAUCUGGCCCUCAAUUUCCUCAUUAAUAGAUGAGGGAGUUUUAAAAAUUUACCUUUAAGGUCCCUUUCAGCACUUAAAUUCUUUUUUUUCCUCAGAAGUGAAGUAUAUCCCUGAACAUUUUAACAUCUGUUUUAAUGGCCCUAACUUUGCUUUUGCUGAAACUAAAACAUUCAAAAUUAAACCGCAUGUUCCCCUUAUUGCAAAAAGAAAGAAGCACCUUAAAAGGACACAGAUUUUGAAAUAGUGUUUUAAACAUUUGUAAGAUUUUUGUAAAUGCUCUAAAUAUUUUAUUUUUGCAUUGUUUUUACCUCAAAAUUGUAUAAACUUUUUUACAACGGAAAUAUAAGCAUUAGAUAGCUUACUCAGGUUCCAUUACAACCUUAAAGAUGCAGAUAGGCAUUGUGGAUACUCUGCUACAGGUAACCUGUUUUAAACCUUUUAGGAAUUUCUUGGUUUCACUGCCUAUUCAAAUUGGGAAUAGAUACAGAGCAAUAAUUGCACAAAAGAUAUUUCAGACUAAGAACUGCAGUAACUGCAGAGGCACAGGUCUAUCUUUUUUAUACCUUAUAACCUAUGCCAGUUUAGGUUGACUGAGUAGCUAUGUCCUCCAACUUCAUGUAUAAUACUCCAAGCAAAGAUAGAUUUAAUUGUGCAGAAUUGAUAUAUAUGUGUGUUCCAGUUACUAAUUUAAAGUGUAUAGAAUAUUUUAAUAUAUAAUUUUUGUAAAGAACUGGGAUUUUUAUACUACAGUAUUUGUAAUUAAUGUGUCUCAUUAAUUAAAUUUCUCUUAAAGAAAAUAUGCAAAUUGUUAGAUUCAUACUGAGUGAUUUCCAAACUCUAAAGAUAAAAUAAAUGCACUACUAUGGUGUUAUUAGAAUACGUUUUUGUGGCUGUAUGAAUCCUUAAUCUUUCAAUGUGUAUUUCACAAACAAUGUUUACAAGGAGCUUCUCUGGUUUGUUAUCCCAGCACCACCCUUGGUGAGAGCUUCAUUCUGCAUUUGUUUAACUCAUAUGCUUUGCUUUUUGGCAUAUGCUUGCUUUUUGCACUAGUAGAAUUUUAACUUACCUCAUUAUUAUAUUUGUAAUCAUUUGUAUAGCUUCCAUAAUGUGUCUGAUAUAGGCUAAACAAAAACGUAACCAAAGUUAAAAUAAAUGGUAAGCAAUUUUGCACAUAUUAAAUGCUAGGGUUUGUUGUGUAUGUGUGCGUAUUUAGUUAUAAAGAGUAAGAAUGGAAAGUUAUAGUAAGUAUGUGUAUCAGGCCCAAUUAUUUUAAUGACCUGUUUGCUUUAUUAGAAAAAGGUCUGGCUUUAAAUCCCUUAUUCUCUGUAUUAAUUAACAGUUUGUAUCUUGAAGCACUUCUCUUAAUGACAAGGAAUAAGCUGAUUUUAAGCAAAGAAUGGAAUACUUGUUUGAGUAUGCACAUUUAUACCUAUUUUGUAUUUGAUUUAGUUUACUUUGCUUAAAUGCUUCUACUGUCCUAGACCAGAAGGUGAAUAUGAACCUUUGGUCCUAACAUCUGCCUUAUUUUCUAGAGAGGAAGGCAUUCUUUCUUUCCGAAAGGAUUUGUUAAAAUAGCAAAUGUUUUUACUUUGAGAAUUAGCCCAGAAUCUGUUAUCAUUAUUUAGCAUUUGUACAUUAAAUACUAGUCACAUUUAUCUCUCUGAUAAGUGAUUGGUGACUGAAAGAUGCCACUGAGAAAUCUCUGUGGCUUUGACAUUAACAGUUAAUAAGAGCUCUUUGAGCUGUGUGUUCAUGACUAGAAUGGAUUGGGGUAAAUAAUAAGAGAAGCGCAUUUAGCUUAUGAUUGGUACAUUUCUAAGGGGAGAUCCCGUUGAGUAGCAGUGGGCUAUGUAAUGCAGAUGUCAUAAGAGGAUUUACACUUAGUUAAAUUAGUUUCUUUACUCCUCCCACCUGGGUAAGCAAUUCAGAUGUGCAAGUCUUUGUGCCACGGUCCUCUUCCUGGGCUCUGCAACUUUGGUUCAUUUAUGUAGUAAAAAGAUUUUGAUGUUGCAUGCUCUUAGAAUUAUGUUUUCUAAAAUAUUGUAUUGGUUUAAUUUUAGUUUAGUAAACUGUUUUGGCAAUUUAACUAGAAAUAGGGUAUUAUAAACACACUUUCACCUGCUUUUUUUAAAUGGAAAUAAUCUCAUUGCAUGUAAGAGGCCCCCCUGCCCUAUAACCCAAUUACAUAAAUAUAAUGAUCUGUAAGAAGGUGAAACUGUUGGUCAUUAUUUCAAAGACUUGUAGACUAGCAAAAAUUUGUUCUGAUUAGAGAUAUGGUCUACUAUAACUGAAGAUAUUUUUAUUAAAAGUGCAGCACUUGUAGCAUAAAAAUAAUUUGUAACAUUGAAUAUGAAGAGAUUAUUAGUAUUUAAAAUUAUUGUAGUCAUCUGGUCAUAAAUGAAGUAAGUUGCAAAAUAGACUUGGUCUUUCACCACUUAAGGUUUAACUGACAGUUAUGUUUUUCAAGAUUUACUUUAGGCAGUUUUAUGUAUUGUGUACCAAUGAUAUGUAAAAUAAAGCACCUUUUCUACUAUUACCAAGUAUAGGUGUUAUUUAUUUUGAACUAUAUGAAAGAAAAAUUAGUGAUGGCAGAGUAAACUUAUAGAAAUGUUGAUUUUAUAUUAGUCAUGUAAAAUAAUAUAGGCAGAUUCAUAAAGAAUGGAUUGUGUCUAAAAACUUGUUUUUAAGUUAGUGGAUUGUGUUAGGUAGUCAUUUUCUUACAGAAAUGUAAAGCUUAAGCCUAUUGUAGCUGAACUAGUAUGCUUGUAAGUAAAAAGGCAAAUAGCUCCAAACACA